AGAAUAGUCCUUUUCCUGCGAAGAAAACUUCCAACAAUUUUAAAAUAAACAUCUGCUAAUAUUAAUCUGCUAAACGCUCAAAAUAAAAGAAAAACAAUAACUAAGCAAAUAAUCAAAUUGUCUCUUGUCUAGAACAGUCAGACACAUUUGCAAUCUUAUAAUUUAACGUUUGUAAUGGAUAAUCAAAGGAAAACCUUAAGUUCAAGUUCGGACAGUUCUUCAUGGAAAGAGAAGUGGUUCAUAAUGAAGCAUGAUAAUCAAACGCAAUGUUUGAUCUAUGGAACCAUUACGAAUUCAAAGAAAUAUAAUGUCGGAAGACAUUAUAACACAAAACAUGGAGCCACUUAUGACAAGAUAGAAGGACCGAAGCAAAUUCAACUUUUGCACGAUUUAAAAUCAGCUGUUUCCAACAAUAAAGAAGAAGAAUCGGAAUUAAGUAAGCCUGCAUUGUAUGCCAGUUACAAAAUUGCUCAUCUUAUUGCACGUGAAUCACAUCCAUUUAGCAUUGGUCCAUUUCUCAAACAAUGUUUAGAAAUUGCCGCAGAAACAAUAUAUCCUAAUGAUAUUAAUAAAUUUAAAUCAAUUAGUCUCUCUUCUCGAACUGUAGUACGUCGCAUUGAAAAAUUAGCUGAAGAUCUCGAGCGACAAUUGGUAUUAAAAGCAAACAAUUUUAUUGCUUUUUCAUUAGCUCUCGACGAGAGUACUGAUAUCGUUGAUACUGCACAAUUG
Molecule: messenger RNA, 729 nt
Organism: Pogonomyrmex barbatus (red harvester ant)
Lineage: Eukaryota; Metazoa; Arthropoda; Insecta; Hymenoptera; Formicidae
Product: general transcription factor II-I repeat domain-containing protein 2A-like
Source: RefSeq, a predicted model, not a curated record